Messenger RNA from Lodderomyces theae, 801 nucleotides. It is a transcript of the gene ROT1, whose product is annotated as Rot1p. The record is from RefSeq and is a predicted model, not a curated record. Bases 1 to 801 code for a protein of 266 amino acids. Lineage: Eukaryota; Fungi; Ascomycota; Pichiomycetes; Serinales; Debaryomycetaceae. The transcript has a single exon. Gene Ontology annotation, biological process: budding cell apical bud growth; 'de novo' protein folding. Gene Ontology annotation, cellular component: endoplasmic reticulum membrane; endoplasmic reticulum.
AUGAUGCUAUCAUAUAUAUAUUUAUUGCUCGCGCUAAUGGUGCCUAUAUUUGCCGAUCCAUCAAUGGAGGAGUUGGAAGGUACUUGGACCUCAAAGUCAAACACUGUGUUCACGGGUCCAGGAUUCUAUGACCCUGUUGAUGAAUUAUUGAUUGAACCAGACUUGCCUGGUAUUUCCUAUUCGUUCACCAAAGAUGGCCAUUACGAGGAAGCUCUUUAUCGUGUCACUAGUAACGCAAAAAACCAUUCAUGUCCUAUUGGCUCAUUGACUUACCAACAUGGAACUUAUGAGAUUCUCAGCAAUGGUUCAGUUGUAUUGACUCCUAUCGCCGUUGAUGGAAGACAAUUGUUGUCUGAUCCAUGCAACCAAGAUGAUCCAUCCAAAUCUUCAUACACCAGAUAUGUGCAGCCAACGUGGUUCAAGACUUACCAAAAAUACGUUGACCCAUACCAUGGUAGAUGGAGAUUACAAAUAUACCAAUUUGACGGAUCCAAAAUGCAACCAUUGUACUUGGCUUACAAACCACCGCUUAUGUUGCCCACGGAGGCACUUAAUCCAACUGAUGCAGCUAGUGAAACUGCUUCUACAUUAGCAAAAGGUGACAGUAGUGGUAGCAGCAGCAGCAGCACUAAAAAGAGGAGAAGCCUUUCAGAAGUAAGAUCUAAUUUGAAGAGAUCGUUGGAGAAUUCUUAUAGAACUAAUGCUGUGAAAAGAGGACACGAAGACUCGUUUGACAAGUAUUGGUGGAUCAGUGUUGGAUGUUUGGGUUUGGCUUCAGGAUACUUUUUCUUGAAAAAUUGA